This is a messenger RNA of Bombus terrestris (buff-tailed bumblebee), 10887 nucleotides long. RefSeq names its product probable Na(+)/H(+) antiporter nhx-9 (gene Nhe2). The record is from RefSeq and is a predicted model, not a curated record. Bases 1807 to 4941 code for a protein of 1044 amino acids. The transcript has 21 exons. Lineage: Eukaryota; Metazoa; Arthropoda; Insecta; Hymenoptera; Apidae. Gene Ontology annotation, biological process: regulation of pH; proton transmembrane transport; sodium ion transport. Gene Ontology annotation, cellular component: membrane. Gene Ontology annotation, molecular function: sodium:proton antiporter activity.
AAGGAUGGAAAUGCGUGGAGCCUAGUGCCAGUAGCGACGUCGAGGGUGGCCUCGUCGGCAGCUACGCACGUUUUUGGCAACGUUCGUCGAUGCCCUUAGCUCUGAUCGUGGCAAUGGUGUUGAUCGUGUGCACGACGUCGACGUAGCUGCCGAGAGCCGGCGCGCGACUCGACGACUCCUGUUCGCGCAGUGCUGCCGUGACGGUCGAUCGAAGCGCACCGCUGAAACCUGGGAAUGCCACGCAACCUUCCAUUUUAACGACUCCACGAUGCAUCUGCCCGGCUGCCACGUCGUCGUCCCGUGCCCUCCGUUCGAGUCUCCGGAUGGUUAUCUGAGUUACAGGAGGCUCGUGUAUCGGCAAGUACCAGCGUGAACCUUCUUACGCUAGCUGCCGCCCAGAAACUCGUCCGAACCAGCGGUAUAUCCACCCUGUGGUUUCCUGACUCGUUCGUGAACAGUACCGUAUCUACCUUUUGGAAAUUGUUCUCGUUGAAUUAGAAUAUUUCGAGUCUCGUUGACGAAUGACGAAAACAAGGUAAAAGGAACGUUCUACUAUCGCAAGAGGGACAGAGUCGAAUAAAGAAGCCUGUUUCCAGUGAAGUAUUUUUCUGAUUAUAUUGUUAAUAAAGUGAUCAGGCGAAUCUGCGCGCUCGAUCGAUCGUAAUCGCAAGGCCGUUGCUUGUGCAAGGAACAUAAACACAAUGGUUAAGUAGUGGAGGCUCGAUAAGGGCUGCUCGAGUGCCUGAUCACCCCCUGGUCUGGUUCUGUUGCAGCUGCGUACCGAGAACACUCUCUCUUCUUCGUCGAUAACCAGCCAAUAAACGGCGGGGAGAGCACGCUCGCGAGGCAGAAGCAGCGUCGGACCCGCGGUCGCUCUACUACGUCUCUCUCUCUCUCUCUCUCUCUGCCUCUCUGUUCUUCGCUGUACUCCAAAGGGUUCGUUGACACUGUGGCUAGGAGAUCGGCUUUGGAACUCGUUGGCCGCCGGAAAAGGUCAUCGACGAUACAAAUAUAGAAACGUCGUGGAACGAGGCCGACAGUGAAGCAAUAUCGAAGAGGAGAACGGAAGCGCGGCUGUUUAAGGAUCCCUGCCGUGUCUCGUUUGUGAAUCGAUAGGAAUUUUUCUCCUCUAUUAAGCGGAAUCUCUAACGAAUCAUCAUCCUGAUAUACGGAAGAAUCUUGAGAAUCUCAUGUGUGUUUAGGAAAACAGUUCGAAGAAGUUGUUGUUGCUAUCGCGAACCGUGCGUACAACGAGUGAUAGAAAACAGAAUCGGAGAGUAAAUGCCUGCCAUAGAAGCAAUAAGCGAGCCUGGCUCGUUUAAUCUGCAACAUCAAUAAAUAGGACUAUCGUAGAAAUCAAACGUACUGCUGAGGGUGUGAAACGAUCGUCUUCCACGUGUGAUACAAUACGAUACAAUCUCCUUGAACGAUUCUUAAACGAUCAUCGUUCAGGAAACGGAAUAAUAGAAUAAUUGCGAAAUAAAUCUGCGCCGUUGAGUACACAAACAAAUAAGUAAAUAAGUAAAUGAAAUCUUCGACGUUGAAUAAAUAAGUAGUUCGUAAAGACUCGGAAGAUUAUACCGUGAGAGCAAAACUCGUGGUAGAAAAAGACACGAGAAGGGUGCAGUGAGGUGGAUACACGAGGGUGCACUCCCUUCGAACAGCGGGAGCCAUUGAAACUAAGGUUUCUCGAGGUCGGAGGUCUCUGAUGGUACAGAGGGUGACUCAGCACCGGUGGACGAGCGCGAAAAAUCAGCGCGGUCCCCGUAUCCCAGAUCGGCAUCGUAAUCGUCGAGUAACAUCGUCAUGGCUCCACGUAUCGUCAUCUCGACGAUGAUCGCGUUUGCGUUGAUCCUUGCUUGUUGGUCUGCUCAAGGUCACGCGGGUUUAGCGAGGUUCUACGAGUCCGUGCCUGAUCUACAACCGAACAGACGAAUUCCUAACAACGACUACGCGAUUCAUGGACCGAUCGUCGACGAUCAUGAGUUCCCUCGAGAUCUCAGGGAGCCUUAUCCAGGCAAAAGUUUCGGUCCUAUGGGUCCCAUCGAUGGUUCGUUGCCCGAUGACGUGUCUUUUCGAAGUUUGGCCUCCGGACAAGACGAAGCAGCGAAUUCCAUGGAACAUUUGUCGUCGAAUCAGGCGAUGGAAGGGCACGAAGAUGAAUCUAAGCCUAGCAAACCGGAGUAUAAGAUCAUGUCUGUGGAGUUUCAUCGAGUCGAGACACCGUUUAUCAUUGGAAUCUGGAUCUUCUUCGCGAGUCUCGCGAAAAUAGGCUUCCACAUGACGUCAAAGCUGAGCAAGAUCUUUCCGGAGUCCUGUUUGCUGAUCGUUGUCGGCGUCGUCGUUGGUGUCUUACUGUUCCAGGCGAGCAGCGUCCACGUGUCACCCUUAACUCCCGACACGUUCUUCCUCUACAUGCUACCGCCCAUCAUCCUGGAUGCUGGCUAUUUCAUGCCGAACCGACUAUUCUUCGACCAUCUGGGAACGAUACUCCUGUUCGCCGUCAUUGGGACUAUAUUUAACACCUUGUCGAUAGGAGCUUCGUUAUGGGUGUUAGGUAAGAGCGGCCUGUUCGGUUUCGAAACUCCGCUGUUGCAAAUGUUCCUGUUCUCCGCGUUGAUCAGCGCCGUUGACCCUGUCGCCGUGCUAGCGGUCUUCGAGGAAAUUCACGUGAACGAAAUCUUGUACAUCGUCGUAUUCGGGGAGAGCUUGUUGAACGACGCUGUCACCGUCGUACUGUACCACAUGUUCGAGGCGUACAACGAGAUAGGACCAACGGAAAUACUCUACACGGACGUACUGUCAGGAUUUGCUUCGUUCUUCGUGGUGGCGAUCGGCGGCACGAUAAUAGGAGUGAUAUGGGGCAUCGCAACUGGAUUCGUUACGAGGUUCACUCAUCAGGUUCGCGUGAUCGAGCCCAUCUUCAUAUUCGUCAUGGCUUACCUGGCCUACCUAAACGCUGAGAUUUUUCACAUGUCCAGCAUUCUGGCGAUCACCUUCUGCGGCAUCACGAUGAAGAAUUACGUGGAGGCGAAUAUCUCGCACAAAUCGCACACAACCGUCAAAUACACGAUGAAGAUGUUGUCGAGCAGCUCGGAAACCAUCAUAUUUAUGUUCCUCGGAGUCGCUACGGUGAACAACCGUCACGACUGGAACACGUGGUUCGUCGUCAUGACCAUCGUAUUCUGUUCGGUUUAUCGAAUCGUCGGCGUGAUCUUACUGACAGCCUUGGCUAAUCAAUUUCGACUGCACAAGCUGAACAAGGUGGAGAAGUUCGUGAUGUCUUACGGUGGCUUACGAGGUGCUGUAGCGUUUGCUCUGGUCCUGCUGAUCGACCCAAAGCACGUGUCCUUGCAGCCAAUGUUCGUCACCACUACAAUAGCAGUCAUCUACUUCACGGUGUUCAUACAGGGAAUCACGAUCAAGCCGCUCGUGAAAAUCCUGAACGUGAAACGGGCAGAAAAGAAGAAACCUACCAUGAACGAGAGGAUCCACGAACGAAUAAUGGACCACGUGAUGGCUGGGGUCGAGGACAUUUUGGGCAAGCACGGCAAUUACCAUGUUCGAGACAAAUUCAAGCGGUUCGAUAAUAAAUUCGUUCGUCCGUACCUAGUGAGGGAUCACUGUGGCGCGGAACCGAAAAUAUUGGAAACGUACUCGAAGCUCGCGAUGAAAGACGCUUUGGAUUACAUUAGAAGGAACGCGUCCACCAUUGGCAAUAUCAGCGGAACUGAAAGCAUGUCCGCGAUAUUCCGCAACUAUAGCAACACAGGACAGUUCAAUGGAAGUCCGAGUUGCAGCCAGCUUGAAGCGGGCUGGAAUAUUGAUCUCCAAGAACUGGAGUACAACCCUUCCAAGAAGGACUUGACGGACGCCAGGAUCCACCACCUAUUGGCCGAAGAACUUUGCAAGCCAUACAAGAGGCAUGGAACGAAACUGUUGCAGCAUCGGCGUCUAAGCUACAGCCGACACGCGGUGAACGAUCGCGAUCUCUCGACCCAAGUCAAUUACAAAAUGCACAUGAACAUACGUCGGAUGAUGGGAGAGCACAAGCAUCGUCACAAGCGCAGUAAAAAAUUGCUCAAAGACGGUAAGCAGAAUCACGUGAGUUUUCCGGAGUUCCAGCAAAAUGGCUCGACGAAGUUGUUCACACAAGAUUACAUCAACGGCGUCCUGUACGAAUUGGAGAACGGAGACACCUCAAAGCCUUCGAGCAAAGAGGACUGGGACUCGGCGAUUACUUUCACAGCUCGUACUUCCGACUCGUUGAACGUGAAUGUGGACAACCACCACGGCGCCACCACCACUACCUCAAUGGACACCAUAAAUACCGACGAUCCCGACAUGAAAUUAGGACGCGACGAAACCUACAGAGUAACGACACCAACAGCCACGGAGACCAUGUUGCCAUGGAAGCGAGAAGACGAUUACGAUUCCGGGCACCCGAUUAAACAGAAUGAAUUCCCCGCUUGGUGUUCAAACAAGGAGUACCUGGCUUACAGUUCCCCGUCAGCGACAUUCUUAGGUGGAAUCGAGCAGCCAAAGGUCCAGUCAGUAAUUGGUCUAUUCCGUGGUGAGAGCGUAUGCACCCCGGAUGGUAUCGAUUGCCAGGAAACUGUGGACGAGCGUGACGAGUACACGUUGACGGGGACAGAACAGACGGAGGAUUCGCCCACGAAAACCUUCAGUGAAUACGAGAAAGACAGCAAAAAGGCACCCGCUAGGCGAGUAUCCAUGAUGGAGCUGUGCUCCAUAGAGAAGUCGCAAUCGGACAAGUGUACGGAGGACGGAUCCCAUUCCCUGCCAGAGUGUUGGAAUCCUCAACGGAUCCGAAUGAGCUCGUUCGCAUACUCGGCCCAGGUUCCCAGUCUCUCUACCGCCCUUAUCACCUCUUCCUCCGAAUCGUCGGAGGAGAUAGACGAGGAGGAAGAGAAAGCUUGACCUUUGGGGAUCGUCGAGGAACAGACGUCAUCGUUCGCGGUCGACGAGCGUCGUCUUCGUCGGCCAUGGCGGCGGCCACCUCGGCGUUCGUUGUUCUCGUCCCUCUUACGACGACCUAGCGCUCCGGUCUGAACAGAGGACGUGCCUCUAAUAUCUUUCGCCCCAUUCUAGGGAGAUACGAUCAACCUUUCAACCGAAAACGAAAAUAACAUUUGUUCCCCCUUUGACGAUCGUCGAUCUCGCUCCCUUCGAGGAUGGACACUUUAAUAGAACUCACACCGGAGACGACGAGCUGUUUUGACAGCUCUUGUUCUCUUCCACAGGACCAGAUUACAUGACGGAAAGUACCCCUCGUUUUGACUACCGAUGCUUUCAUUCGCACGCAGAAACGAACGCUUUGGAGUUGUACGGGGUGUCCCAAAAAUUGGUCCCUUAUUUGUUUUUUUAAAUAAUUUCCGAGGGAAAUAAAAAAUUGUUGGUUCUUUGCGCAAGGUAGAAUAAGAGAAGCUUUACCUUCUUGUCUUUGUACAAUUUCUUAAUGGAAUAAGGUAGAUACUUUUUAGCAAUAAUUUAUUGAAUCGUUGGAAUUGUGUUUCUCUCUCUUUGGUCUACCAGCCACGGUGAGGAAAUCUUCAAGACGUUUGAUAAUUUAGAGAAUAAUAGGAUUACUCGACGCAAGUUCACGACCGAAAGAGAAAUAAAGUUAUGCGACUGAUGAUUCAUUGAUCAAUGUAUGGGACAAUCUCUCGGGACACCCUAAAUUAGAUCGUCCAAUAAGUUCGUCGUCUCUACGACGUUAUUUUAUGAAUACCGAACGAUAAGCGAUCAAGCUGACCAAUGACCAACCUUCGGUAAGAUCAAGGCCAACCCAGAAAAAGCACUUGUAAAGAACGAUUCGGUUGAUAUCAUUUUGAUUCCUGCAUAUUUAAGAACCGUGACUGAGAAUGAAAUUCUAGUACAAGGCAGCUCAGUCUGACGUUUUGAAUAUUCCAGAAUUAACUAUCCAUCGAUAUCCAAAAAAGGAUGAGACUGGACCGAAGUUAAAAACAUCUAAAUAUCAAAGAAAUGUGAACGAACUUAUUAGGCGACCUAAUACGUUACUUAGGUAGAAUUCUUCGAUCUCAGAGGAGACAAACAAGUAUUUUCUCGGUUGGUUUAAUCGAAAGAAUCGUUGACACAAUGAUAUAUAAUACAGUUGACGUUGUAGUAGCGUGAUUUUCGAUAUAGCGAUGUUACCAUUUUUCGACGAGAAUGAUUCAGUCGAGGUUGCGUUCUCUUUUGAUACUCGGUGAUCGUGUGAAUCCAUUUUGAAUAUUCGACCAUGAGAGUGAUACGAGUGAAAUAAAGAGUGCAAGAGCGAGAGAAAGAGCGAAAGUAAGUAAGAAAGAAAGAAAGAGAGAGAGAGAGAGUGCUAUUUUUUUAAACCGACGAUACAUCUCGUUUCCUCCGUAGCACGACUGAUGGAUGAAAAGUAUUAACGAAUAGACUCGGAGGAACGUUUUUUGGUAGUUGAUUUUUCAAAUGCUUCCUGAGAAGAAUGAUUCGUCCAUUGGAAGGGAGAUGCUUUCGAUCAGCAGGAACGAAAGAUUUUUGAACCACCGACGAUUCUUCGUCGAUGUGUCGCUUUCUGCGUGCUGAGAAAGAUCGUGAACCAGAAAAAGCACGCGAUUUCUUUCUCUUAGACGCCAUAAUAGCGCGUAUCCCUUGUAGCGACGACUCGUUUUAACGAUCGCUCAUUAACUUGGUAUCGUGGCCUUAAGAUUCCUAAAAAUAUCCUAGCAGCAAACUCUGAACCUUCCGGUAUAUUGUAAAGAGGAAGAAGAGGAAAAACAAGGAGAAUGAGAUUGAAGGUAUAAAAAGGGUGACUUGUAUUUGUGGGAAAAACUCGAGGGACCUUGAUACGUGUUGCGUUUAAAUGACGAUUAAAUCAUGACAUGUGAACGUGGUGAUCUCUUUCUUUUUUCUUUUCUUUUUUUUUUCUUUCUUUCAGUUUCUUUGGUAACACCAACGCUAAAUAGUCUUUCGAAAAUGAAGUAUAUAUAUAUAAAUAUAUAUAUGUAUAAUAUGUACAAGUUUGGUAUUAUACUCGAUACGCAACGCUGAAAUCGUCGUGCGAUUCGCUUUCGAGUUUAUAGACGCGAGUCUAGAUUUAGACACGCCAUAUGGCGUAUAUACACUGAUGUAAAGUAAAAACGGGGACGAUUAAUUAUUCCUGUUGUAUUUUGAAGAUAUGGAAAUGUUGGGGAGAAGAGAACGAGAGACUUGAGGCUGUUCCUUUGUCUCGAUAUUUCGUAAGAGCGUAUUUUCUAGGAUUUAUUUAUUAUUCAUAUAACAGAAAUUAAGAAUACAAUUGAUCGAUAGAUUUCAAUUUAUCUUCAUUUCAGAGAAUAAUCUAUUUAUUAUUCAGUUUGUUCGAUAUUAUUACUUUUAUUUCUACACAGCGAGAGUUGAAAAUACCAUUGAUUGACAAAUUCCAAAUUGUCUGCAUUUCGGCUAUAUCUGUUUGUUCACUUCGUUCUAUGAAAUAUUCUUCUCUUUGUAGAAUAGAAAAUACACUGAUUCUUCGAGAAUUUCUUUUUCUUGUGUAACGAAAAUAAAAUAAUUGCGCGUAAUAUACGAUCGACCGAUGAAAUCCAAAUUGAUCUGCAAAUGGAAAAAAAUUGCCAUUUAUUUAUAUUUACCGAACAUUCGCUCUAUCGAACUUCUCAGUUUUCUUCCAACGAGACUUCCGUAUUUUCAAAAACAACCAUGUCCCCCUUUAGAUUACUCAUUUUACUCUCACGCUAGAUUUUUUGCAGCGAUUCUUGCGAAUUUUCAACUACGAAAAAAAAGAAAAUACCACACUCGGCAUCCAAAAGUCGUUAAGCCUCGACAUGUAUACUCGACGUGACGUUAUACCAAAAGUACGCGUAAAUUUUAGAGAAAACUUGUUGCCUAUCAUUAUCUGUUCCCAAAGAAGUUCACGAGGAUCACUGCAUCAAACUAGUUCGAACACGGUGAUCUCUCGAAUCAUACAGACGAAGAAUCUCUACGAUCGAAACAACAACAAGAAAACGACAAAGCAAAGUGUCGAAAAGAUGCUGAAAAAUAAGAAUACCGAGCAUCUCUAAUAGAACUCACCAUAUUACAAUCGUCGAAAUCUUUUUCACGCUGUCGAACGCAAACUCACAUACAUACAUACAUACACAGACAGACAGACAUGAAAGUUGUUUAAACGAAACGCUCCUCCUCUCCUUAAGUAUGGCCUUAAAAGAAGCAGAAAACAGAAAAUAAAAAGUAACUAACUAAAUAAAUAAAUAACUAACAGUCUCGUGUAGAAAAACAGCCGCGGAAGCGUCGUAGGUCUGUACUUAACGCAUUCAAUGAAACCACCGUAUGUACAUAACGAGACAAGAAACAAAAGAUACUGGGAAAGAUCGUAAGAAGGUCGAGGGAAAAGCCAAAAAGAGGAAAAAGCAAGAAAUUUUUCUUAGCAAGAUAAGAUAGCAAGUUAAUCGCGAUGACUAAUUAGUCAUAACAAAUUUGUUACGAUGGUUUAUCGCGACGCGAAACGAGUGAAACAAACAUUGUGACAAGACGAAGUGUGAAACUAUGGCGGGGAGCUGCCAAGGGAAACUCUAGAAUUCCGGUUUUUAUGAGAAUUGAAGAUAUUCAUCGAUUAAUUAAUAAUUCUACGCUGGCACUCGCCAGCCAUUGAUUAGAUGCUUACGGAAUUGAACGAAAUCGAUUUGUUAGCUUUCGAUCGUUUAGAGAUUUAAUGUCAUCGUCGAUGGCGUUUGAAUUGGUCGAAGAUACGAUCGUCGAGAAAGAUCGAAGAAACUCCGAAGAGUGUAAACUUUCGUGGAAAUGUAAUAGUGGUUUAAAUAUGUACACCGAGUUACUUUAAUAUUUAAUAUAAGAUGUUAAAUAUGAUAGGUAGUUGAUUAUUUUAACGGGCGAUAAAUUAGAUUAAAUUGAAUUAAUGGUUGAAUCGAACGAAGUUAAGUAUGAAAUUAAAUUAAAACGUCAAAUUAUCUUGAUAGUGGACUUUAAGAACAACUUUGGAAAUAUUCAUGAAGCGGAAUACGUUGGAAGGUAGUAGAAAAUAAUCGUAGCGUGGACAUAAUCAUGUUUAAUACCGUGUCUUAACUGGUAUUUCAAAAGUUGCUCUUAUAAAGUUCUGCCACUUCUAUGAACGCGCGUAUACGCACGUUUUCUCUAGAAUUAAUCACAAAGAUAUACGUAUUUACGUAUAAAAGAAAAAGAUACUUUCCACGAUAGGAGUUUUAGCGCUUCCAAGUUUCGAAAUAUUUUCCAUUCCGCAACUUUUCUAUCUAAUUAUCUCGAAAGUAAACUUUUCCGCGAAAUGAAUUUAAAGGAACUUUAAAAGCAUUAAAAGUCGCGUCCAAGUACUUUUAGCAAUAUGAUGAUCGAUCCGAAUAAAAUUUCAUCCCUGAUAGAUUUUCACUUUCGAUCUAUGAACGCUUCGAUCGUUCGCGUAAAAAUUACUCUGUAAGCUGCUUCCUUAUUACGAUAACGUUACCUUGUUGCGCGAUCGAAUGAAAAAUAUUUCUACUUGGAAAGAAAAGUGUCCUGACAAAUUGUAUCUUCGACCAAGACCGCGAUUAACGCGAUGUCACAGAGUUCUUGUCAAUUAUGGCAGUAGGAUUUCCUUCGAAUUCGUUGUUUAGGGAGGACAUUUUUCACGCACAUCUCGCUUGAAUAAUAUUUGCUUCAAAAGCGAGGGGUUUUUUGGUAGAGAUAAAGAAGGAUUCUCAAUUUUCGUAAAAAUCGCGGCAGAGUUCGAAAUUUCCCUUCGCGCGAUAUAUUCCUGGCGGCCUCUAGUUACCUAGAUCAGACAAAUGUCGGACUAGUCUCUAGACGCUAGUCUUUACGCUGUUGAUUUGUUAAAAUAAAUGUUUAUUUCGUAAAAAAAAAAAAAGAAAUAACGUGCUUGUCUCGCAAUUAUCUUGGCGCUUGAAAAUUUCCUUCCCUUCUUCGACAUCUUCCUCACAUUUAUCCUACGUUCCUCCUUUCUAAUUAAAACAUAAAACUAAGCAGAUACGUUUUUGAAGUCGCCGAGCAAUUUAGACUAAAACGCAUUUCAACGUGUAAGUAGAAUGGUCACUGAUCUCGCAACUGAGCCAAAUUUUUGGCACUUUGACCAAAGUUUAUUAUUCAACGAACUAUCUUUCCUCUUUCUAAGAUCUAUUUAUAGCUUCUGAACUAAAAGCUUGCCAAAGAUUAUGAUAAAAACCAACGCGAAAUUUUUGAAACAUUAUGGAAAAAAUAUUUUACGAUAAAUUCACAAUUUUCCACUCGUUUGAAAUUGAAAUGAAAAGAGGAAAGAAUAGAUAGAAAUUAAAAAGCGUAAUAAUAAAUGAAACUAAAAAAAACCAUCAAGGACAACGAACUAAGCCUUCAACUAACUCGUAGCCAACUUCUCGCUGAUUAAAGCCGCAGCAAUAAAACGACUAGCGGCUCGUUAAUGAAACUGAUGCUUCGACGAUCGUUUCCAGAUCGAACGGUUAGAUCAGAAAGAACCAAACUUCGCGAAAACGUCUUAGAGAAGCUGCUGAAGAAGCUGAAAGUGGAACGCGUUAUUUGGUGUAGGGACAAGGAAAACGUGUAUUACGAGGUGAUAUUUCCUGUACCAGCUGGGGAACCAUGCGAGAAUUGCCUCCACUGGCUCACGGAAAUGGGGAUCGGCGUGAAAAUGAACUCCAUAGUAAGUGCACGUACAGCGGUAUGUGUGGCGUUGAUGCUACACCCAUCAAGGAUGACUUAGCCAGAAGGUUGUGGGAUGUAUCUUCUUAACGUUAAACCUACCGACACUUUGUGUAUACCUAUUUUUACCGUGUGAGGUCAAAAAAUGAGGUGAUUAAUGAAAUAACAGUUUUUAUAAUUUAACUUAGACAAUGGUUAAUUUAUAACUAAAUUUAUAUAAAAUAAUGAACUUGUAUAGAA